Molecule: messenger RNA, 1176 nt
Organism: Ostreococcus tauri
Lineage: Eukaryota; Viridiplantae; Chlorophyta; Mamiellophyceae; Mamiellales; Bathycoccaceae
Product: unnamed product
Exons: 1
Coding region: 1-1176 (391 amino acids)
Source: RefSeq, a predicted model, not a curated record
AUGGGUCCGUGGGACUCCCCUGACGCGCCUCGAGCGCGCGAUGCAUCGCGCGUGAGAGAGAUCAGUGGACGCACCGCGAGAGAGUGGUUCCGCCGCGCGCUGAAUCGCGUCGACGUUGGACGGGCGAACGUGAUCGACGACGCGUGUGAACGAAAAUCGUCCGUCGAGACGUCGUCCGUGGAUUCGGACGAUCGAGAGGAGGAACUGCGACACCUCAGGCGACACGUCGAGGCGCUCACGGUGGCGUGCGCCGACGCCGAGGCGAGGGCCAAGAUGAACGCGGUCUCAAAGGAGCGAUUGGACGUUUUGAGGAGAGAGAAUGCGAAUUUGAAAGAUGCUGAUGAGAAGCGAUCGAAGGCGGAGACGCGGGCGAAGGCGGCGGAGGCGAGGGCGAACGCGGCCCGUGACGCGCUGGUGCACGCGGCGGUCCGACACGAGGAGGCUUUGAAGAAGAUGUACGAGGAGAGUGAGGCGACGGCGCAGAAGCACAGGGUGGAGAUCGAGCGGUUGAGAUCGGAGGCGUGCGUCAUGACGGAGAGGCUGAUCGAUCUCGAGCGCGUGAACGAGGAGUUGGAGGUUGAUUUGGCAGAGUAUCGCGAGGAAACCGCCCACCUGGACGAAGUCAUCGCACAACAUGAGGACGACCUCGCCCGUUUGAUCAUGGAAAAGCAUAGUAUCGAGCGCGAACUCGCGGCAAAGAGCGCGGCAAGCAUUAAAUCGCUCAUCAUGUCACCAUUUUCGCCCAAGAUUCAGCCCGAGAGUACGCCGCGCCUGGCGGCGGCCAUGCGCUGGUUCGAGGAUGUCGUCGUGUCUCCAAUGCGCUCGACGGCGCCUUUCGCGGAUCUCACGAACGUUGAGACCGUAAAAUCGCCGAUGUCGAGUAAAUCACGCCUCGGUCCCGGGCACAGCCCGUUGCCCAAGACCCCAGGGGCUGUGCUGGAAGACUCGGCGGAGGACGAUGUGAACGAUUAUGGGAGCGAGGAUGAGAGCGUGGGCGCCGCAGUGCUCCUUCCCACUAUCGAUCCUCCCAAGAUGUCGACGCUUCCUCGGAGAUGCACCUGGAAACUGGCGUUUUCCAAGGAUCCGGUGGACAGUCUGUACGGCAGACCGCUUCGUGAGAUUGGCGCGCUCCGUUUGCGCGUUGUCGGCUCCGUCUCCUUGACCACGGUGAACUGA